Impatiens glandulifera is the source of this 1177-nucleotide messenger RNA. Its product is annotated as cytochrome b561 and DOMON domain-containing protein At5g47530-like. The record is from RefSeq and is a predicted model, not a curated record. Bases 61 to 1155 code for a protein of 364 amino acids. The transcript is spliced from 3 exons. NCBI's taxonomy places the organism in Eukaryota, Viridiplantae, Streptophyta, Magnoliopsida, Ericales, Balsaminaceae.
CAUAUAUAAGGAUCAUCUACCUGCCUGAAAAUAUAUAUAUUCUCCGGGAAAAUUGCAGACAUGGAUAAACCCGCCGUUGCCGUUGCCGCCGCCGCCGCAAUCUUUCUCUUCCUGAUUUCGUCCUCCUCAGCCCAUAGUUGCAACACUGCAAGAACAUUCACCGGCAACAGGGUAUACUCAAUUUGCAAUACCCUCCCUGUUUUGGAUUCUUUCCUUUAUUGGAACUACCAUCAGGCAAAUCACACCGUUGAUAUUGCUUACACUCACUACCCCGUAAACACCUCUAAUUGGGUCGCUUGGGCCCUUAAUAUCAACGGCUCUGGCAUGACAGGAGCUGACUCCCUCGUCGCCUUCCAGGGCUCCGCCGGAAUGCGGGCCUAUACCUCUCCGAUUGCAGACCAUGGAACGACACUUGCCGAGGGACCGUUGAGCUUCAAUGUCAGUUCCAUCUCUUCAGAAUUCCUUAACAAUAAUGAAAUUGUUAUUUUUGCCACUUUGCAACUUCCAGCCGGAAGAACUACUUUCAACCAUCUCUGGCAAGUAGGUCCCCUUUCCGGUGACAUUCCGGGGAUUCACGAAAUGAAUACAGCUAAUAAGAUUUCAAUGGGUACUGUGGAUUUCAUUAAGGGAGGAGCCUCUAAGAAAAACAUAAAUAUCCAUGGAGUGUUGAACACAAUAAGUUGGGGUAUACUGUUGCCGUUUGGUGCGUUGGUGGCUAAGUACUUGACGGUGUACAAAUCGGAAAGUCGAGAAUGGUACUUUAUCCACAACAUCUGCAAAAUCUCUGCUUACAUCAUCGGAAUCGCCGGAUUUGCCACCGGACUUAUAGUCGGCCAGCAGGCUCCGAUACGCAAUAUAAUUCACAGAAACAUUGGCAUCGCCCUCUUCUGCCUAGCAACCUUUAAGGUGUUUGUUUCGAUUUGUGAGCCAAAAGAAAAGAAAACAUGUCUUAUCUUUAAAAAGCACAAAGAAUGGUACUGGACAUGGUAUCAUUGGGGGAAUGGAUACGCUGUGAUAGUCCUGACUAUAAUAAACGUGUUCAAAGGAUUCGACUUGUUGAACGUGGAUAAGGGAUGGAAAGGGGCUUACAUCGUAUUAGUCAUCAUCUACGGCGUGAACGUGGUCUUCUUGCAGCUUCGCUCCUGGUGUAUAUAGUAAUUAUGAAAAGAAAGAAAGA